Molecule: messenger RNA, 2764 nt
Organism: Ochotona princeps (American pika)
Lineage: Eukaryota; Metazoa; Chordata; Mammalia; Lagomorpha; Ochotonidae
Gene: CCDC62
Product: coiled-coil domain containing 62
Exons: 13
Coding region: 82-2091 (669 amino acids)
Source: RefSeq, a predicted model, not a curated record
CCGCUCCGGACGGGCGCGCCAAUGGCGUUUCCAAGGUGACGCUGCCACCCCGACUUUCUCCGGGGUGCUGAGGGAACACCUAUGAACCCCUCGGCGAGCUUCCUCGCUGGGCGCCAGAACAUCAGGUCGGAGUUUGAGAUCUCCACGGAGGAGAAGCAGCGGAAGGAGCUGCAGCUGCUCAUUGGAGAACUGAAAGACCGCGACAAGGAGCUCAACGACAUGGUGGCUGUGCAUCAGAGGCAGCUGCUGUCGUGGGAGGAGGACCGGCAGAAGGUGCUGACCCUGGAGGAGCGCUGCAGCAAGCUGGAAGGCGAGCUUCAUAAGAGGACAGAAAUCAUCCGGUCACUCACAAAGAAGGUCAAAGUGCUCGAGUCCAACCAGCUUGAGUGCCAGACAGUGCUGCAGAAGACACAGCUGCAGCUGCAAGAGAUGGCUCAGAAGGCGACCCACUCCGCCCUGCUCUCUGAGGACCUGGAGGCUAGAAACCAAAAUCUCAGCAACACGCUGGUGGAGCUCUCUGCCCAGGUGGGACAGCUGCAGGCUCGGGAGCAGUCUCUCACGACCAUGAUCAAGCUCAAGGACAAAGACAUCAUCGAGGCAGUCAACCACAUCGCCGACUGCUCGGGCAAGUUCAAGUUGCUGGAACAAGCUCUACGUGAUGCCAAGAUGGUGGAGACGUGCAUCGUGAAAGAGAAGCAAGAUUAUAAGCAGAAAUUAAAGGCGCUUAAGAUUGAAGUCAGUAAGCUCAAAGAAGACCUCAAGCAGAAGACGACCGAGAACAACGAGCAGCGCGAGGAGGUCAUCCGCCUGAAGCAGGAGAAGAGUGGCCUGAACGACGAGCUGCUGUGCACGGUGGAGAGGGAGAAGAGGAAGGACGAGCUGCUGGACAUCGCCAAGUCGAAGCAGGAGCGCACAAGUGCCGAACUGCACAGCCUGAGGCAGAUCUAUGUGAAGCAGCAGAGUGACCUGCAGUUUCUGAACUUUAAUGUGGAAAAUUCUCACGAAUUCAUCCAGAUCUAUGACUCUAAGCUGGAGGAACCCGAGAGCCUGGAGUGCAGCAGAGGCCUGUGCUUGUCAGAACUUGAACUUAACCACUCAAAGGUCGACAUCAAGAGGGAGAAACAUGCGAAGCUGCUGGCCAGGGAGCCGGAGCUGGAGGCGGCGCUGGCCCCGAGGCUGGCCAAGGGCCCCUGCGAGGCCUGCAAUGAGAGGAAGCUGCAGGCGGGCCCGGCGAGCGGGGAGACGGGCGCGCUCCUGCCCCCGUGCCCGCUCACCAGGGACCUGGCAGAAAAGCCCAAGCCCUGGCCUCUGGGAGAGAAGCCCCUGCCGGAGCCCGAGAUCAGAGCCCCGAUGUGCAAGGCCCCGGCCAGGCUGCCUCCUGGCACCGGAGAUGCGCUCCUGGGCGAGGAGCGGCCACUCCCGGAGGCACCGAGGCCUGGCGACAUGCAGUGGCACAACGUAAGUGCCUACCUGGGCCUGGCCAGCUGCCCCAGGCCAAGACAGCCAGAGCAGCUGGCCGAGCAGUGCCAGGGGCGCAUGGACAUGGCGGGUGACUCCUGCUGCCAGAGGGCCGAGGCGUGCCUGGGGGACGGUGCCACGUGUGAGGCUCCGUGCUGCCACCCCAGCAACCUCGUCGUGGAAGCGCCUGGCCCCGUGUCCGACGUCGAGUGGAUGAGCAUCUUCAAGCCUUCCAAAACACAGAGAGUCGUUCGCCACAGAUCUGUCUGUACCUGUUCAGGGAGCGUUUGUGGGACGAAAUACAACGCCUCCACGAGGGAGCUGACCGCCAUACAGCAGGCCCACUCCCUGGGCUCCUCCCAGCCUGCCUCGCAGGAGGACGAGGCCGAGUCCUCGUGUGACAGAAAGAGCCCCACGAAGCCCUCAUCCGCCCCCAGCGAUGGCGUGCUGCCCGCCGAGCAGGACGGCUUCUCACCCACCAGCAAGCUGCAGCGUCUGCUGGCCGAGUCCCGGCAGAUGGUGACCCACCUGGAGCUGAGCACCCUGCUGCCCAUCAGCUGCAAGGCUGUCGGCCACGGGACCUUAGAAGCCUCAGAAGCGUCAGCUCAGGAAAAUGCCUUUGUCAGUCACUGAGGAGCACACAAAGCGGGUUGCACAUCUGUGUGGAAGGCAGAAGACACACUGAACAACGCCGGAAGCUUAGGUUAAACCCAGAGGCCCAGCGCCUGGCCCUGGCAGCCACUGCCAAUUCCAGGGGGUCAGGAGCCCAAGCACCCUGCAGAUUCCCCUGUCCUGCUUGGUUCCGAGUUAGCCACUGCCAUGUGUUAGAGGUGAGAGGUCAUGGCGCAGGUGCAGACUGGCGACCACACUCAGGACAAGCCCCUACAUGGGUCACACGGCCCCGGGGAGUGGGCUUACAGGCCCCUGCCCCUUGGCCUGCCAUUGCUACUCCACCCCCGCGCAAACUGAGUGUCCCCACAGCACUGGCCCCAGUUGGCUCCAGUGCAAACUGGGAGAAGUAGCAUCCCCUCUCUGCUGUGUGAGUGACAGAGCACGCCACGCUGAGGGCCGCAGAUCACAGAGCAGCCUGGCCGUGGGCAGGGGCAGCUGAGCAGCCCAGGCCGCUCGCCGGGGUCUGAGUGAAAGCUCGCUGGAAAGGCAACGUGUUUAAGCAUUGUGGUUGUCGCUAUAGACGUAGAACUUGUACAGUAAUUUGGUUUUUUAAAGAGAAUAUGCUGUGUGCCUCUGUAUCCCUUCUAAGAGAAUUAAUUUGCUUCAGUCAAUUAAAAAUAUUUUUAAUAAUAAA